Molecule: messenger RNA, 1455 nt
Organism: Chroicocephalus ridibundus (black-headed gull)
Lineage: Eukaryota; Metazoa; Chordata; Aves; Charadriiformes; Laridae
Gene: FGF1
Product: fibroblast growth factor 1
Exons: 4
Coding region: 341-808 (155 amino acids)
Biological process (GO): positive regulation of transcription by RNA polymerase II; lung development; animal organ morphogenesis
Cellular component (GO): cytoplasm; nucleus
Molecular function (GO): growth factor activity; fibroblast growth factor receptor binding
Source: RefSeq, a predicted model, not a curated record
GGGUGCAGAGCGGCGGUCCGUGCUGCCAGCCGCGGUGCCGCUUCGGACCCCGUGCGCCACGGUGCCCGCCGGCCAACGCCAACUUUUGCCCGGGAUCUGUCACAGCCCCGAUGCCCGCACCCGUCUGAGGGACGCUGCCCGUGAGUGGUGCGAGGGCGUGCGGGUGUGGGUGCGUCACCCCCCCCCAGGGCAGCGGGGCGAGGGGCAGGGUGAUCCUGGGCCACUCCUGCCCACCCUGGGGCAGGUUGGCAGCGUCGUCUCCUGGCUGUCCCCACGGUGCAGCACCACCCCGUCCCCUGCACCCCAACCUGGCAGCCCAGCAGCUGGGAGAGGCUGAGAGAUGGCCGAAGGGGAAAUCACCACCUUCACCGCCCUCACCGAAAAGUUCAACCUCCCGCCGGGGAACUACAAGAAACCCAAACUCCUGUACUGCAGCAACGGGGGCCACUUCCUACGCAUCCUCCCAGACGGCAAAGUGGAUGGGACCAGGGACCGAAGCGACCAGCACAUCCAACUCCAGCUAAGCGCGGAAAGCGUGGGAGAGGUGUAUAUAAAGAGCACGCAGUCUGGGCAGUACCUGGCGAUGGACACCAACGGGCUGCUCUACGGCUCGCAGUUACUGGGCGAGGAGUGCCUGUUCCUUGAAAGGAUCGAAGAAAACCAUUACAACACGUACGUCUCCAAAAAGCACGCGGAUAAGAACUGGUUUGUAGGCCUGAAGAAGAACGGGAGCAGCAAGCUGGGGCCGCGGACUCACUACGGCCAGAAGGCGAUCCUCUUCCUCCCAUUGUCCGUCUCGGACGACUAAACGCCAUCCGGGGAGCUCAGAGACAACCCGAGCCCCGAAACCCACUCACCGCCGCCUUCUUUUCCCUCACUCGCUCUCUUCUUGGCCAACAUAACAGAGCCAAACGUUAGAUCUCUGAGCUUUAGGUAAAGGCUUUACCACAGAUAGCCCAAGCAGAGCUCCCCGGCACCACGUGAAGCUUUGCAGAGGAGGGGAAAAGCCCCGACACCCUCACAGGGUCUCCAGUCCCCCUGCUGCCCCCUGCGCUCUGCCAUCACCAGGCUGCAGCCCCCAGGGACACCCACAAACCUGCCCCAGGCAGGCACCCAGAAAUGGGCCCAGGGCACCCCCAGGACACCCGGGAAACGCACAAUUCUACCGUCCCCAGCCAUUCUAACGCAAAACCUCCCUGGAUACUCUGCAUUAACAUAUUUAUCCAUCUAAGUAUGUAGCUUCUAAUAGGCCCUUCAAGCAAUUUGAGAUUGCACUAUCAGUCCAUUAAAUGCUUGCCGGCAUCCUUGGCGUAUGAAACGAAACUAGCAUCAGCCAAAAGCUCCGAGCCCUAGACCUCCUAGCCUCCCUUACCACGUGAAUAUGGUUAUAUUUCAUGCUAGUACCUGCCAUAUGUUAUUUGUAUUUAUUUAUUGAGUAAAUCUGUCUCUUCUACA